CCGCGAAGCCGAGCGGCCCAGGUUUCCAGCCGGGCCCCUUUUCCAGCUGGGCCCCAGCAUGGCUGCCCCCAGGGCUGCGGGUCGGGAAGCCUCCGCGUUCUCGUUUCCCUGACGGUCCCGGCUUCUGUGCUCUCCUUCCCCUCCCCAGGCCACUCGAGCAGACAUGUUUGCCAAGGCCUUUCGGGUCAAGUCCAACACGGCCAUCAAGGGGUCGGACAGGAGAAAGCUUCGGGCUGAUGUGACCACUGCUUUCCCCACUCUUGGAAGAGAUCAGGUCCCUGCCUUAGUACCUGGAAAGGAAGAGCUCAACGUUGUGAAGUUGUAUGCUCACAGAGGGGAUGCAGUGACUGUGUACGUGUGUGGUGGCAACCCCAUCCUAUUUGAACUGGAGAAAAACCUGUAUCCAACAGUAUACACCUUGUGGUCCUAUCCUGACCUUCUCCCAACGUUCACAACAUGGCCUCUGGUGCUCGAAAAACUGGUCGGGGGAGCAGAUUGCAAAGGACCUCCUCCAAGAAAACAGACUGAAGUUUUGUCUGGUGCCUGGCCUGAACAAACAUAUCCAGAGGGCAUGCAGGCUAUAUAUAAAUGCCGACCUGGAUUUAGAACUCUUGGAGCUAUUAUAAUGGAAUGCAGGAAUGGAGAAUGGGAGUCUCUUAAUCCAUUAAGGAUAUGUCGGGAAAGGCCCUGUGGACAUCCUGGAGAUACUCCUUUUGGUUCUUUUCAUCUUGAAAGAAGAAAUGAGUUUGUAUAUGGUGCAAAGGUUGUUUACACAUGUAAUGAGGGGUAUCAGUUGCUAGGUAGGAUUAAUUUCCGUGAGUGUGAACCAGAUGGAUGGACCAAUGAUAUUCCUCUUUGUGAAGUUGUUAAGUGUUCACCAGUGACAGAACCAGAGAAUGGGAGACUUACCAGUACUGCCGUGGAACUAGACCAAGACCAUACUUUUGGACAAGUAGUACGAUUUCAGUGUAAUUCAGGCUUCAAGCUUGAAGGGCCUGCAGAAAUCCAUUGCUCAGCAAAUGGUGUUUGGAGUGGAGAAGCACCGAAAUGUGUGGAAAUUUCCUGCCAAGAGCCAGAAAUUGUAAAUGGACAGUCUACAUCUCAGAAGAAAACUUACAGAGAAAAUGAACGACUUCAAUAUAAAUGUAACAAGGGUUAUGAAUACAGUGAUAGAGGAGAUGCUGUAUGUACUAAAUUUGGAUGGACUCCAAGUCCUUCAUGUAGAGAAGUAGCAUGUACUUCUCCUUAUAUUCCAAAUGGUGUCUACAGACCUCAAGCCAUCCAAUACAGAACGGGAGAUGAAAUCACAUAUUACUGUAAAAGUGGCUUUUAUCCUGCGACCCAUGUAAAUACGGCAACAUGUACUAGUACAGGCUGGCAACCUCCUCCAAGAUGUACUUUGAAGCCCUGUGAUUUUCCAGAAAUAAAACAUGGAAGUUUACACAAUGAAAAUAGAUAUAGAUCAUACUUUCCAGUAUCUAUAGGAAAAUAUUUUUACUAUUCCUGUGAUUCCAACUUUGUGACUCCUUCACAACAUCAGUGGGAAUACAUUACUUGCACACACAAAGGAUGGGAACCAACAGUACCAUGCCGCAGGCGAUGUAUUUUCAAUUAUUUGAAAAAUGGAGAUUAUCCAAGGUAUGGACAAACAUUUCUCCAAGAUGAAUCUGUGAGAGUUAAAUGUAAUUCUGGUUACAGUCUUCCAAAUGAGCAGACUAUAAUGACAUGUACAGAGAGUGACUGGUUCCCUCCUCCAGAAUGCAUUCCUCUCAAAAGAUGUUUAAAAUCAGAUAUAACAAUCGAAAAUGGAUUUUUUUCUGAAUAUGAAUUUGCAUAUCCCUUGAAUAAAGAAACACAGUAUCAGUGUAAACCAGGAUAUGUAACACCAGAUGGUAAAACUUCAGGAUCAAUUACAUGUCUGCAAAGUGGAUGGUCACCUCAACCCUCAUGUAUUAAAUCUUGUGACGUGCCGAUAUUGGAGAAUGCCAGAAUCAAAAUCAAUGGCACAUGGUUUAAACUCAAUGACAAGUUGGACUAUGAAUGCCAUGACGGAUUUGAAAGCAGAGAUGGGCGCACAGGUUCCAUAGUGUGUGAUAACGAUGGUUGGUCUCCUAAACCAAUAUGUUAUGAAAUAGAAUGCAAGGUUCCAGAAGUAGAAGAAUACUUAGUUCCUGAGCCCAGAAAACACAAAUAUAGAGUUGGAGACCUCUUGAAAUUCUCCUGCAGACAAAGACUUAAAAGAGUUGGACCAGACUCAGUUCAGUGUUAUCACUUUGGAUGGUCCCCUAAUCUUCCAACAUGUAAAGAGCAAACAAAACGGUGUCCGCCACCUCCUCAACUCCUCAAUGGGGAAGUUAAAGAAACAGACAAAGAAAUCUACGAACACAAUGAUUUGGUGGAAUAUGUUUGCAAUACUAGAUUUCUGAUGAAGGGUUUUAAUAAAAUUCAAUGCGUUGAUGGACAAUGGACAGACUUGCCUAUGUGUAUUGAGGUGGAGAGUACAUGUGGAGAUAUACCUGAACUUCAUUAUGGCUCUGUUGUUGAGUCUUCUGUCCCUCCCUAUCACCAUGGAGAUUCAGUAGAGUUCAAUUGCAAAGAAGAAUUUACAAUGAUUGGACACAAGUCAAUUACAUGUAUUAGUGGAAAGUGGACCCCACUUCCUCAGUGCAUCGCAACUGAUGAACUUAAGAAGUGUAAAUACAGCUUGACUAGAAAAGAAGCAAAUCCAUCACGUAAGAUUAUAUUUGACCAUAAUGAGAAAAUAAGUUAUACAUGCAGAGAAACAAUAAAGCAGCAACAUUCAACAUGCAUAAAUGGACGAUGGGAUCCCGAACUAAACUGCACAGAAGUUCGAACGCAGUCAUGCCCCCCUCCACCUCAGAUUCCCAAUGCUCAAAAUAUGGCAACGACGGUGAAUUAUCAGGAUGGAGAAAAAGUAUCUGUUGUCUGUCAAGACAAUUAUAUACUUCAGGAUGCAGAAGAAAUUGUGUGCAAAGAUGGAAGAUGGCAGUCAAUACCACGCUGUGUUGAAAAACUUGCGUGUCCUCAACCACCUCGUAUAGAACAUGGAACCAUUAAAUCAUGUGAAUUUUCAGAAGAAAUAGAAGGAUCAUUGAAACCUAAGCUUUACCCACAUGGCAGCAAGUUAAAUUACACUUGUGAGGAUGGUUUCAGGAUAUCUGAAAAAGAUGAGAUAACAUGCCAGAUGGGAAAAUGGAGUUCUCUACCCCGGUGUGUAGGGCUUCCUUGUGCACCACCAGAAUAUGUGGUUCUACAUAGUAUUCCACCUCGCAAAUCAGACACUUACCAGUAUGGAGAAGAAAUAGUGUAUGAAUGUGUCGAAGGUUUUGGGAUUAAUGGAUCUGCAUCUAUAAAAUGUUUAGGAGGAAAAUGGUCCCAUCCACCAAAAUGCAUAAAAACAGACUGUUUUGGCUUACCCGAUUUUGGUAAUGCCAUACCCAUAGGCCCAAUGAAGGAAUCAUAUAAGUCAGAAGAAAAAGUGACUUAUAAAUGUCCAAAAUAUUACGAAUUGGAUGGACCCAAUUUUGUACAGUGUAUUAAGAGCCAAUGGAUAGGAAAGCCAACAUGCAAAGAUAUUUCCUGUGAGAAUCCACCCAAAGUGAAAAAUGCUAUUAUACUAAGUGAGAAGCCUACUUAUCUACCUGGUCAGAGCGCCCGUUAUGAAUGCAUCAAACCUUUUGAACUGUUUGGGGAAGUAGAAGUAAUAUGUUUAAAUGGGACCUGGACACAACCCCCUCAGUGUGCAGAUCCUAAAGGAAAAUGUGGGCCUCCUCCACCUAUUGACAAUGGAGACAUUACCUCAUUCCCAUCAUCAACAUAUGCUCCGGGAUCAUCAGUAGAGUACAAAUGCCAGUCCUUCUAUGUACUUCAGGGACACAAGACCAUAAGAUGUAGAAAUGGACAGUGGUCAUCACCACCAAAAUGCUUAGAGGCCUGUACAGUAUCAGAAGACACAAUGAGAACACAUAAUAUACGAUUUCGAUGGUCUUCUGAGCCAAAACUUUAUUCUAAAACGAGGGAUGUUAUUGAAUUUGAAUGUAUCCCUGGACAUCAUAAAAAGACCCCACUGCAUACAUUCCGAGCCACCUGUCGGGAAGGAAAACUGACGUAUCCUCAAUGUUGGUAAUACAGUGGUGAAGAUGCAGUCCUAAAAUUAAAAUAUGUACAUUUACUCAGAAUUUUUCAUUAUCAAUCCAAUUCUCAGUUUAUUUUGUCAAGUAUUGUGUAACUCAUUUAUAUUCAUAAAUCAGAAGUAUUAAAUAUUAUGUGGAUGAUGUAAUUAUAAUCAGAGAGAUGAAUAAAUCACUUCUUAAAAGCGCCUCAUUAAAACUUGGCAAACCAAAAUUCUUUGUGUCCCACUCAUAAAAUAUCUAUGGCAAGAAAUUAGAUUCAAUCACUCCAAUGCCUACUUCCAUCCAUCUUUCCCUCUUUCUCAUACCUUCUUCCAUAACUUCUGGGGCUGCCUGAGACUCUCCAUUUCAGAGGAAAUGGUUGAAAAUGCUUUUCUCCAUCUUUAAUAUAAUUUUACUUCAAAAAUACAUAAAAACAUAACUAUGUCAUACCUAUGUUAGUAAUAAGAUGUAAGUAAUUAUUAGCUUUUGCUUAUCUACCAGAUAUAAGCAGUUAUUAUCUACUUUUGCUUAUCCAUCAAAUGAUGAAAUGCAAGAUCUUCUACAAGAUGGCUAUCUAGCACACAUAAAAAUUCAAACAAAUCAUAAAGAGAAAUUAGAAUCUAAUUGGGUACAUACCUGUCAUAAUAUAACAUGAAAAGUGAUCCAAAAAAUCUGGUAUCAAGUAUAAACAUACACAUGCACACACACACACACACAAAUACAUAGUAUGCUUUGAACACACAAAAUGUGUAUAGAACAAAGAUUGUCAGGAAGUACAAUAAAAUAUUUAUAAUAACUACAGUUGAAUUUAGAGAUGCUAGGGGUAAGAGUUGGUGGUUAAGUCCUUAAGGCUCACCUGUAUUUUCCAUGUUUUCUGUCUUUAAUAUGUAUCAGCUUUGAACCACAGUAAAGGUGGUUAUUUUAAUGGGGUGCCUGGCAGGCUCAUCCGGUGGAGUGUGCUCACGAUCUCAGGGUCGUGAGUAUGAGCCCCACGUUGGGUGGCGAGAUUACUUAAAUAUGUAAAUAAAUCUUUUUAAAAAUAAAAUAAAAUAAAGAUAUAUUAAAAGUAAGGCAAUAUAUGUUGAGAAUUAUGGGGACCUCUUUGGUAAUGAUCUUCAAAGCUAAUGACAUCUUCAUGAUUUGGUUUUGGAAACAUUCAACCGCAAGAGUCUGAAAUAUGAUUUUUAUGUUCAUACAUUUCAAACAACAUAAUUAGUUAAAAUCACUUGACUGUAAACAUUUUUAACUUCUCAAAAACAUGAAAACUUUAAGAUGAAAAUAAAGAUAUAAUUAAGGUAAAUAUAUUUUAAGGUGAUAUCUUGUUACUUCAUUUUGCAUCAAAUCAAGUGGCAUUCUUAGAAUGAGUAACCUGGCUGUCUAUAAUGGAGCCAGUUUAUCUAAAUCUGAAUCACAAGUGACAGCCAGGUUUCUCAUGUUUAAAGGACAUUGUUACAAUUGGCAAGUUAUCUUUGCUGUUAAUAUUGGUAUAUAUACUAUUUCUCCAAAACCUUUCACCUAAUGCUUGUGGAAUCUAUUUAGGACACUUAACCUGUAAUCAGUAUAGCCUAUAACUAAUCGUUUUCAUUGUUGGCUACAAAAUAGUGAUUUUUAAGACAAAUUCUAUUCUUUUUCUGCACUUAUUAAUUGUCUUAUGUAAAGGUGAGUGUUAAUUUGCCAACUCCUUAAACUUUUACCUAAAAAGAUUUGGUAAAUCUUUAUUUUUGCUCUUUAAUUUCCAAUUUUUGGAAUAAGGACUUGAUGAUAGUGACCUGUGAUGGCUUUAAAGAUUUUUUCUUUUUUUUUUUUUUUAACAUUCAAUCAGCAUGGAUUCAUGAAUUUUUACUUAUUCAAUUUGUCACAAACAAUUAUAGUCAUUAUUCUUUGAAGCUCAAAUUACCCCAAAUUUGGCUAGUGAGUGCCUCUUGAAACUGGCUCCUGAUUGCUUUGUUAUACCCACUAGUCUUUGACUGUUUCAUUUCUUUUUAGCACAACACAAUGUUCCAGGCUUGCUGUAUACUUCCCUGACCAACACCCAUAGUCAUACAGCUUUCCAAAGAGGGAGAGAGAGAAAGGGGGGAUGAACAGAGGGAGAGAAAGAAAAACUCAAGCAGACUCCCAGCGGAGCAUGAUCCCAGUGUGGGACUCAAUCUCACCACCCUGAGAUCAUCACCUGAGCCGAAAACCAAGAGUCAGACACUUAACCAACUGAGGCACCCAGGUGGUUCAAACACCUACAGGCUUCAAAAGUCAAAGUAAUAUGAGAAGUAUGCCGAGUAGUCUUACUUCCAUCAUAUCUGAUCCCUCAUUUAAUAAAGUUAUAUUUUUAUUA
Messenger RNA from Mirounga angustirostris (Northern elephant seal), 6462 nucleotides. RefSeq names its product complement factor H (gene CFH). Gene Ontology annotation, biological process: complement activation. Bases 164 to 4147 code for a protein of 1327 amino acids. The transcript is spliced from 25 exons. Gene Ontology annotation, molecular function: complement component C3b binding. The record is from RefSeq and is a predicted model, not a curated record. Lineage: Eukaryota; Metazoa; Chordata; Mammalia; Carnivora; Phocidae.